Dermochelys coriacea (leatherback sea turtle) is the source of this 1789-nucleotide messenger RNA. RefSeq names its product sesquipedalian-1-like. NCBI's taxonomy places the organism in Eukaryota, Metazoa, Chordata, Testudines, Dermochelyidae. The coding region runs from base 971 to 1564 and encodes 197 amino acids. The record is from RefSeq and is a predicted model, not a curated record. Gene Ontology annotation, biological process: retrograde transport, endosome to Golgi; endosome organization; receptor recycling. The transcript is spliced from 2 exons. Gene Ontology annotation, cellular component: recycling endosome; early endosome; trans-Golgi network.
CCCUUGUAGGGUCGGAAACCUGCCUGCCCCUUGCCAGCGGCUCUGACGCCCGCAAGCCCCUCGGAAGAGCAGGUGGCGUUUUAACCCCGGGGCACCCCAAAGGUUGCACCUGCCCCUGUAGGAGGAUGAACCCCAACCCACCUGGGGUCACACCUAUGGGUCCCCCUGACAGCCAUUCAACCCCCACGGAUCAGGAUUAAACUCCGAGGGAGAGGCCGGGAUCAACACCAGAGGAAUAUUUUGCCCUGUAUAAAACCUCCCCCCCCCCAAAAAAAAUUUAUCCCCAGACCCUGGGAAAUGGGGGACACGUUUCCAGCAAGGGAAGGAAUCAGAAGGGGUCCUCGGACCCCCACUACCCUUAGCUUAAAUUUUGGGCACCCCCUUGUAUUUCUCCAGAGGCAGUCGCACCUUCCUAGGGGACACCUCCCUCAUCUAGGUAGGGGUCCCCAACCCAAGGUAGCCAGGAUGUGGUAUGAACCCUCUUGUGUUUAACCAGGGCUGGUCUUAGGUUUUUUUGGGACACCCUCUAAUCUGGGACAGCCCCCCAAAUCAGUCUCCCUGCCCCCCCAAAUUCCCCCAGGAACAUGGAUCUCCUUAGGACCAAGGGGAAGUCAGACUAGGCAACUUCCUUAGAGUUAGUUCCUUGUUCUAGCUAUUCUGUUCCCAUGCCAAGUAAGGUGUCCUCGGGCGGGGAUAAGAAGGGAGCCUAGAGGGGCUGUACCCCUGAAUAGCCCCCGGUGCACCCACCACGGCGGACCCAGUAGCAGAGACAGGUGUCCAGGGCUCAUAAGGGGGAUUGAAGGGACAAUUAAGGUCAAAUAGCUGGACCUUAAAAGUGACACCAGCUCUGACCCAGAGAGAGAAGGGAAAACUGGGGAACCCCCACGCCCCAAAGGGGCAGCAGAUUUCCAGGACAACGGUGGAUCCGGGAUCCGGCUGAUCACAGAAACAGGAGAAGGUCCCCAGCCACAUGAAGUUGCAUGAAAGCAGCGUCCUGGGCUACUCCCGCGUGGCAGCGCCCCCCGACCGGCAGGGACGGCUGUACAAGAAGAGCGAACGCAGCAGCAGCUACCAGCGCCGCUGGUGCGAGCUGCGGGGGAACCUGCUCUUUUACUGGGAGCGACAGGGGGACCGCGAGCCGCUGGGGCUGAUCCUCCUGGAGGGCUGCACUGUGGAGUUACAGGAAUCCGCCACAGAGCCUUUCACCUUCGAGAUCUCCUACCCUCAGGGUCCACUGGGCCACCGGGCCUACAAGAUGGCUGCUGAAGACCAGACUUCCAUGGAGGGCUGGGUGCGGGCUCUGAGCACGGCCAGCUUCAACUACCUGCGGGCCCUAUUGACGGAACUGGAGGGACAGUACCGGGACAGUGGGGCCCUCAGGGUGACACCACUGGAGGAGGGGGCUGCGUGGUGCAGCCCAUUGGUGUCAGAAAUGGGAUUACCAAACUUUGAGGGGCUUCACCGGCAGUUUGGGAAGGAGAUUGUGAAACUGAGGGCGAGGUGGAGGGAGGAGAGAGCAGGAGGAGCCCAGACAGUGCAGGGGGACCUGAUUGAUUUGGAGUAGGGAGAGAGGGAGGGGGGAAAGGAAGCAACCUGGAGGGGGUAGGGAAUCCACAUUCAUUGCCAUCAAAUACAGGAGAAACUAUGGGGAACCCAGGGGCGGGCUAGCAGGGGCUGCAGGUCAGGAUUAAGCCUUUGUGGUCUGGGGUGACUGGAAAUGGGGACAAAAUAUUUGCCAAAUAUUUACACUGUGAAGAUGCCUUUACAAUAAUAAAAUUAUUGCAUCCAG